Molecule: messenger RNA, 375 nt
Organism: Monodelphis domestica (gray short-tailed opossum)
Lineage: Eukaryota; Metazoa; Chordata; Mammalia; Didelphimorphia; Didelphidae
Source: RefSeq, a predicted model, not a curated record
AUGAAUGCUUUUGGCUCCAGUAGUAUCCUGUUUUAUGACACAGAUGAUGGGACCUCUGACAAGUCUUACAGCCAUGCCCAAGUGGCAGGUAUUGACUUAUACCCUCGAAAACUGACUGCAGCACUGGGCAAAAAGAUCUCCAAGAGAUCAAAAAUCAAGUUCUUCGUGGCAGUUUAUAACUACAACCACCUCAAGUCUAUAAGAUACUCUGUGGACAUCCCUUUGGACAAAACAGUUGUCAGAAGGGAUGUGGUACUAAACAUAAGGCUAGGAGAGAGGCCAAAGCCAAGUUUAAGGACUGGUAUUAAACAGGCAAAAACAAGUGGUUCUUCCAGAAGCUACAGUUUUAGAACUACUCCUAUGCUCAGUAAGUAA